GGUUAUCAUCCAGUCAAGCCCAAAGCGCUUCUUGACAACCAGUGAAAUCACCUGUAUUGCCAAUGGUUUCGUAACGCGACCAUCAUGGGUAUCAGUUUUGGCAAGAAGAUGGCGGUAAAAUGGGUUUCUUCCAAAAGAUCACAACUAAUAGGCGCAUGUGCAUUCUUCUUCAUAACAUACGCCGUUAUCGCCUCUCUACCACAAUCUCCAACGAACAAUAUCCUUGAAAGAAGCUGUUCCUGCUCACAUAAAAAUGUCACGUACGACUUCUGUUAUCAUUUACCUAAAAAUCGGAUGAUCAAAGGAAGACCUUUUGAUUGCAACUUCUCAACGUACCUUGAGGAACUUGAGAUUUUGCCAUUAAAGAAGAUUGUAGAUUUGGUGACUGAGGAAAUGCCCGUUCCCGCCUUUGUGACCGCAAUGUCUCAAAACCAUUAUGCAGAAGGACUCACACUGAUUGCGAACUUGCGUAGCUUGUGGCCACGUCAGAAAGUAAUUGUGUACGAUUUGGGUCUUGAUCCAGAAUCAAAGAAGGAACUGCAAAAAAAGUGUUUGGUGGAAGUGCGCAGCUUUCCAUUUGAACGUUUUCCACGUUAUGUGCAUGAUUUGACGCAGUUUAGAUGGAAACCUCUCCUCAUAGGUAUGGCGCUGAAGGAGUUCGGUGCAAUAUGGUAUAUGGAUACUUCUGUGCGAUGGAAACGUGAUUGUCGUAAAAGUGUAUACAAUGAAAUUACCUGUCGUAAAAAAUUUAAGCCAGCACAUUUCCCAAGGCCAUUUUUGCCCACUGGACCGGCCAAUUCGGGAUGUAAGAAGCCAGCUUACAUGCUUCAUUCUCCUUCGCAUCACAGCAUCUUUGCCGCGACUCAUCCAGGGAUGUAUAGUUAUAUUCCAACAGACAUCGAAGCUAUUAAGAAGAAUGAAUCUAUGAAUUACGAUGCUAACUUCCAAUUCAUCGUCAAGACUACGGACGCCCUCGAAAUACUGAAAUGGUAUGUUUUAUGCGCACUCGAAAAAGAGUGCAUGGCACCUUAUGCAGCCAGGGUAUGGUGCGACUUCAAAAACGAUCAAUAUUACAGAUACGCGGGAUGUCACAGGUACGACCAAUCCGCCAUCAAUCUACUUCUGGCCAACUCAUAUGGGUAUAACAUAGCAAAUUACGUAAGCAAUCUCGGAGAUGGAGCAGUGAUCGAUCGCAGUGCCAAGAGUGGCUUAACUGAAGAGGAUUUUUCAUGCACGGAACGAGUGGUUCACAGUUAAGAAGAAAAGCCAGCGUAUUCCAAUAAUUAUGACAGUAAUAAUGACAGUAUUACAAAUCAAGUCAUUUUGUCCGUCUCGGCUUUAUAUGUGAAAAUUGAAGUAAAAAGUCAUGGGUGGUUCUUCUCAAAUAAUUAAAAUAAUCAUACAGACUUCCUUCAGUAUAGCAUAUAAAUACCUGCACCGGUUUGAGUACCUAUUUAUGUCCCUUAUGCGGUCCUAUCCAACUGUGCUCGCGUUUUCCAACAAUGGGCUGUCUUGAAAAAUGAAAAUAAACUUAUUGAUAACU
Messenger RNA from Cylicocyclus nassatus, 1543 nucleotides. The record is from the annotation of a GenBank genome assembly. NCBI's taxonomy places the organism in Eukaryota, Metazoa, Nematoda, Chromadorea, Rhabditida, Strongylidae.